This is a messenger RNA of Arthroderma uncinatum, 3522 nucleotides long. RefSeq names its product alpha-mannosidase. Gene Ontology annotation, biological process: mannose metabolic process; oligosaccharide catabolic process. Gene Ontology annotation, cellular component: fungal-type vacuole membrane. The coding region runs from base 1 to 3522 and encodes 1173 amino acids. Gene Ontology annotation, molecular function: carbohydrate binding; alpha-mannosidase activity. Lineage: Eukaryota; Fungi; Ascomycota; Eurotiomycetes; Onygenales; Arthrodermataceae. The transcript is spliced from 7 exons. The record is from RefSeq and is a predicted model, not a curated record.
AUGUCGAGUCAGGAGGCGAGCUGGGAUAGCACUGUCUUCCUGUCCUCCGGGGACAAGCUAGAAAGCUACCGGGCAGUCGUCUCUGACGCGGUGGGAAACCCUGGCCGAACUGCACAUCGGCCGCUCUGGUCCCUGGGCCCGGCGUUCAUGGAUGGCGGCAAGUUGGAAGUUGAAGUUGAAGUUGGUGGAUCGCCAAGGGGUACAGGCACAUCCCCGGCGGGCGGGCUUGCGCGUGCCGUGGAGAAGCUUGCGGGCACCGCAAUCAUGGGCGGGGAAGCUCCCAAGCAUGUUCCGCUCUACCCUGUCCUCGCCGAACGCCCGGUUGGCCAGCACAUCACCUCUAUCUACAAGGACCGACUUCGCCAAUUCACCGCGACAGGCCAGUAUCAGAGGUAUAACCUGCUAGACAAAUUCUUCUACGCUUUAAAUGACGACGAACAAUAUGUUAAGCUGUGGGUUUACUCUGUCCCGGACUUGAAGAGACCGGCCUUCAAAGAUGUCGUCAACCACGAGUUCAAGCCUACUCGAAGAGGAAAUUCAUUCGGUCCCAGUUGGUCUACUCACUGGUUCCGAAUCCAGCUCACCGUCCCAGAGUACAUGAGGAAGUAUGACCAUCUAGAGUUCCAUUGGGACGCCGGAAACGAAGGCAUGGUCUGGACGGAGGACGGCCGUCCGCUGCAGGGCCUGAGCGGUGGUGAGAGAACCGAGUGGACCAUCCCCAAGGACUUCAGGGAUGGCAAACCACACAUCUUUUACAUCGAGAUGGCUUGCAAUGGCUUGUUCGGUAACUCAAACGGAGACAUCAUCCAGCCUCCAAAUCCAAACAGGUAUUAUCAACUCAGCUCGGCAAAGAUCGUGGCAGUUAAUUUAGAGGCGAGAGCGUUGAACUAUGACUUCUGGCAGAUUGGAGAUGCUGCUCGAGAAUUUCCGAGUGACUCCUGGCAGGCUCACAAGGCCCUUAUCGUCGGCAAUUCCAUGAUGGAUGCCUUUAUUGACGGAAACGGAAGUCAGGAGUCUAUCCUAAAGGCGCGCAAGAUUGCCCAGGAAUUCAUUGGAACGAAGGUCGAUUCUCCCGACGUUUACAAAACUGAGGGUGAGCCCAUCGUUUUUGCGACGGGUCACUGCCACAUUGACAGCUGUUGGCUGUGGCCGUUUGCUGAAACAAAGCGAAAAGUUGCCCGGUCCUGGUCAUCCCAGUGUGACCUAAUGGAACGAUACCCCGAGUUCAGAUUUACCUGUUCAUCGGCACAGCAGUUCAAGUGGCUCGAGCAAGAGUACCCUUAUGCUUUUGACCGAGUCAAGGAAUGGGUGAAGAAAGGCUCAUUCCAGCCGAUCGGUGGUAGCUGGGUCGAACACGAUACCAACCUUCCCAGCGGCGAAUCGCUAGUCCGUCAGUUCAUAUACGGUCAGAGGUUCUUUGAGAGCCGUUUUGGUGAACGAUGUACCACAUUCUGGCUACCUGACACGUUUGGGUACUCUUCCCAAAUCCCCCAGCUGUGCCGCUUAGCUGGAAUGAGUCGAUUCUUCACCCAGAAGCUCAGCUGGAACAAUAUCAACAACUUCCCGCACACCACAUUUAACUGGGUAGCCCUUGACGGAAGUCAGGUUAUUUGCCAUAUGCCUCCCUCGGAAACGUACACCGCUAGUGCUCAUUUCGGUGACGUCAAGCGAAGCGUUACCCAGCAUAAAUCUAUGGACCAGGACAAUACCUCUCUUCUAGUAUUUGGAAUUGGUGAUGGCGGUGGUGGCCCAACUUUCGAGCAUAUCGAGAAACUCCGUAGACAGAGGGGUAUGAGUGAUACUGUCGGACUUCUUCCCCGAGUCACGAUCGGAGGUUCAGUCGAUGACUUCUUUGCGAAGCUCGAGAAGAAAGCUUCCGAGGGCACUGACUUUGUGACCUGGUAUGGAGAGCUCUACUUUGAGCUUCACCGUGGAACUUAUACCACUCAAUCAAACAACAAACGUAACAACCGUAAGGGAGAAUUUGUUCUCCGUGAUGUUGAGCUCCUAGCAACUCUGGCCUCCCUGAAGAGUUCCUCAUAUAAAUACCCCAAGAAGGAUAUUGAUGACAUGUGGGAGCCUGUUUUGCUCUGCCAAUUCCACGACUGUCUUCCUGGAAGCUCAAUUCGACUUUGCUACGAUGAGUCGGAUGCUUUCUAUGCCCAAGUGUUCAAGACUGCCGCAAAAGUGAGAGAGGAGGCAAUGAAAGUACUCGGUUUCCAUAAUAAGGAGUCCAGCUCCGACGGCAAGCUCGCCGCUUUGAAUACCUUGCCAUGGCCUCGUUCCGAGAUCGUUAGAGUGAACAACGCAACGACCUCGUCUGCCUCCCCCCAAUACGCUCUUGCGAGCGGAGAUACUGGAGUGAUGGCCGUGGAACCAUUAAGCUCCGCUCAAUCAACCUCUCUCUCUAUCAAGGAAGUUGAAGCGAAUGUUUUCGAACUCCGCAAUGACAGCCUCGUAAUAAAGGUUGAGAAGGGAGUGAUCACGUCCCUAUUCGACGUUAAAGAGAACCGAGAGACGAUCGCGAAGGGGGGUAAGGCAAACCAGUUCGUCAUUUUCGAUGACAAGCCACUAUACUGGCAGGCAUGGGAUGUCGAGGUCUAUCACUUCCAGUCACGAAAGGAACUGGCCUCCACGGAGACCAAGAUUGCAGAGAACUCUCCAUACAGAGUCAGUGUCGUCACCGAGACGAAGAUCAGUGACAAGAGUUGGAUCAAGACGACAAUCAGCCUUUCUGCCGAAGCCAAAGAUACCCCAUCCAUGGUGGAAAUGGACUGUGAGGUCGAAUGGCAAGAGACUAUGAAGUUCCUCAAGGUCGAAUUCCCCGUUGACAUUCGAAACACUGAGGCAUCUUAUGAGAGCCAGUUUGGUAUCACAAGACGGCCAACCCACUAUAACACAACCUGGGACAUGGCCAAAUUCGAAGUAUGCUGCCAUAAAUGGGCUGAUCUCUCAGAGAGCGGAUAUGGAGUCUCAAUCCUCAAUGACUCCAAAUACGGAUUCGCAACCGUCGGCAACUUGAUGCGUCUCUCUCUUCUCCGCGCUCCCAAAGCGCCAGACAGCACUGCAGAUAUUGGCCGCCACCAUAUCCGUUACGCUAUCCUGCCACACUCUGGCCCUCUUGACUACCGUACCGUUCGCGCAGGAUACAACUUCAACAACCCCUUGAUCCUACAAGCUGCAUCAGGACCGGAAACCCAUGAUGCCUUCAAGGCCAUUCGGCUGGUUGACGCCACCCCAGCCCUUGUCAUUGAUACCGUGAAACGCGGCGAAGACGACGAGGAUGUCUCUCGCGGCGAACUUCCACGCCGUGCAGGGAAGAGCGUUAUCGUACGUAUCUUCGACUCCAUGGGAGGAAGAAGCACAGGUACCCUCGAAACAUCAUUGGCCGUUAAGAAAGUGUUCAAAUGCAAUCUUCUCGAAGACGAUAUGGAGGAGCUGAAGAUCGAGGGAUCCGGACCAUCGCGUGUCAAGAUUGAAUUGAGAACCUUUGAAGUUGCGACAUACAGACUUCAACUUUAA